Molecule: messenger RNA, 489 nt
Organism: Symbiodinium sp. CCMP2456
Lineage: Eukaryota; Dinophyceae; Suessiales; Symbiodiniaceae
Source: the annotation of a GenBank genome assembly
AUGGCAUGGGGGGGAUCAUCACCAAUGAGGCCAUCAAGGUCACGACUGCUGUGCCUGUAUGGUACCGAUUUCCAGAGGCAGAAGCUCAGAUUUUCAGCUGGCCGGCGCCGAAGCAUGAAGCCCCCGCCCGAACCAGCGCCUUCUCAGAAUGACCUUUUUCAAGUGGUCUUCGAAGUGCUCGGAAAAUCAUGGCUACAGGAGAUGGUGGGUUGCAGCAGAGUGCCUCAUGCCCUGUCAAAAGACAUCUUCCGUGUUCUCGUUCUGCCUGACGAGCCCAAGCCGCGUUUCUGCCUGAAUUGCAGAGUCCAUGAAAAGCUGCACAGAGCUCUGCGCCACCUACAGAUCACGCGCCUGGAGACAGAGAGAAAGACCGAGGCCCUUGAAGAACAGUAUGCAUCCGUCCGGAAGCACGUCACCACGGUGCAACGCACAACCUGUGGAGAGCUGGAUGCAAAAAAGCACAGAGCUAACCUAAACCCUAAACCCUAA